Cynoglossus semilaevis (tongue sole) is the source of this 3637-nucleotide messenger RNA. It is a transcript of the gene tmem168a, whose product is annotated as transmembrane protein 168a. The transcript is spliced from 6 exons. The coding region runs from base 421 to 2502 and encodes 693 amino acids. NCBI's taxonomy places the organism in Eukaryota, Metazoa, Chordata, Actinopteri, Pleuronectiformes, Cynoglossidae. The record is from RefSeq and is a predicted model, not a curated record.
UUUCGGGCUAUAGAGAUGCCUUUGAAAUGAGCGAAAUGGUGUGUAACGAGAACCUUAGCAAAAAGUUAGCAGGGAGGCUAUGUGAGUUAGCAAACUUCCCGUUUACAGUGCCACAUCGUCAGAAACAAAGCUGAGCCAAGCGCGAUGAUUAAUGCCAUUGACACGCUGUCGUUUGCUGUUACACGUACUUCUUUCUGAUGCUGCAUCUCGAUGUUACAUCUUUGUUUUGUUUGAAUUUCUCCAGGUUAGCAAUUUACAAUAGCUUCAGGGUUUCAAUCUCAGCCAAAUCCCCUUGGGUUGACGUGCGCAAUGUCAUCAAGAGGCGUCGUCCUCCGUAUGCAAACCUUUACAAGACCGGUGGAGGGGACAGAAGAGACAGAAACCUCUACAGCAUUUGGAUAACCUGCUUCCAAGGCAGCCAUGGCUCAGGAGGAGGAGAAAGACGAUCUGGUGGUUGAGGAGCCCAAGGAGGUGGACCUGUUUACAUCGUUACGAUGUCUGGGUUAUCUCUCCAGCAUCAACCUUCUCGUAGGAGUGUGUGUAGGCAUGUAUGUAAGAUGGGAGGUGACGAGCGAACCCAUGAUUCUGGUCAUCUUCAUCCUGGGUCUGUUUGUCCUUGGUAUAGCCUGCAUUCUCCAUUACUACUUUGCUAUGGAGAAGGCGAGUCUCAGCCUGUACCAUUUGUGGUUUGGUUUUCUGCUCGGACUCCUUUGCUUCCUUAACAGCCCGGUUUUGGAUUCGGAUGUCAAAGAACUGGUGACCAACUAUCUCCUCCUCGCCAGUGUAAUUAUUAAAGCACUAUGGGCAGUAACUGAGCGAAUAUGCACUUCUGUGAAUUACAAAUCGACUUUGUUGACCUCUGCUGAGCUGCAGGAGCUCUUGGGAUUCGGAAUUGCCAGCACCGCAAUGCACCUUAACAAGUCGAUGGCCAUCAUUUGGUUGGUAGUGGCCCUCGGAGCUCUCAUCGUGGACCUGAGGAUGAAAACCCUCCUGGCCUUGCCCAAUCUGGUCUGUUUCGCCUUGGUUACAUCCUUGGUGUUUUUUCAGGCCUUAAAUAUCACAGCUAACCCCUUCGCUUUGGGCUGUUACUUGGGCCGGCUCCUGUGUGAGCCAGUGCUGGAUGUGUACUUCAGUGGGCUCGGGCCCAGUGACCGCUGGAUGCCAGUGCUGUCUCUGGGGAAGAUUUGGAGGCGGUUAUCCCUGCUUCCUCUGAGCGUCAUGGAGAUUGCCUUCUUUGUCCAGGCUGCUUUUAAGCUGAGCCACCUGCAGCAGUGGUAUCUCGUUAUCCCAGGUUUUCUUCUCUUUGGCCUUUUCUGGUCCAUUUGCCACAUCAUUUUGGUCAUCACAGUUUGGGGUUUCCAUACUAAACUGAACGACUGUCAGAAGGCCUGGCGGGUCCAGCGGUCCAACAGUCUAAGUCUGGAACAAGUCAUGGCGUCCAGGGGCAUCCGACACUUCUGCCUCAUUUCGGAACGGCUUGUGUUCUUUUGCCUUUUGUCGACUGUGAUAAUGGGAGCUGUGUCCUGGCAGCUCAACAAUGGUCUCUUUCUCGCCGCUCUGCUGAUGGUGUUGCCUUUGGAGUCUCUCUGCCUCGGCUUGUUCCAUGAGUUGGGCAGCUGCUUGGGAGGAACCUGUAUUGGCUACGCCCUGGUCAUACCUACCGCAUACUCCAGUGGCGAUGGGCAGCCCACACUCCUCCCACCAGAGCAGGUGCUGCUGUUGAACCAGCGCUCGACCGGGAUGCUCAACAACGUGCAGCGCCUCUUCUCCCACCACAUGGUCCAAACAUUCGGCUGCGACUACUCUACCGGCGGCGUGACACUGGAGACCGUGCAGAGCAAACUGCGGGACUUUUUGGAGCGUCGCACCGCGGACGGGCCUCGCCACGACACGUAUCUUAUUUUCUACAGUGGACACACACACAAAGGCACCGGGUCGUGGGUCCUGGCAGGAGGCGAGAGACUUCAUCUGGCACAAAUUCUGGAGCUGUGGAAGGAGAAAAACGCAGGACACUGCUCCCGUCUCAUCAUCAUCUUGGACACGGAGAACUCUCUCCCCUGGGUCAAGGAGAUCCGCAAGGUGGAUGGAAUCUACGUAGCCAUACAGGGGGCGCAGCUCUCCACCAGCGGGGUCGACCCUGAGGCGGGAGAUCUGCCCAUGUUGGGGGACUUCACGUCUGAGUGGGUGGAUUUCAACUGCAACCCGGACAAUGACACGCAAUGGUCAGAUAAGGGGAGGAGCGUGGCGGCGGCGUACGGUGUGUCCAAGCGCUGGAGCGACUACACCCUCCACCUGCCCACUGGUAACGACGUCGCCAACCAUUGGAAGACACACUUCCCUAAGGUCACGUAUCCCAUGGUGCACCUGUCCAACUGGUGCUGCGGUCUCAACCUGUUCUGGAUAUGUAGUGUGUGUCUGCGAUGCUUCAGGAGGUGCAAACUUGCCUGGUUCCCACCUCCUGUACUGGACACUGGGCAGGGCAUCAAACUGGUGCAUUCAUAGGUACUAAGGGAGGCUGCAAUGGUCACUUUGACGCUGUUAGGUUUUGGAUGUUUAUUUUAUGAAAAAAGAAAAUGCCAUAUAUACCAAUAUACAGUACAAAAUAAUCACGUUGAUAGCUCAGCUUCUUACGUAGCUUUUUUGACAUCGUAGUCGACGGAGUACAAUAAACGAACAACUGACGGUAAUGUUAUAUUUGAACUCAUGAUUGAUCGUUUGGUUAAAAACUAAUUAAAGCAAUGCAAAAUGGCUGAGCUUCAGACUGAGGUGCAGCAAUCACAGCUGCUGUGGUAAAAAUGGAUGGGAAAUGGUACUUAUACGUAUGUAUUUUUAUUCAUAAACACCAAGUCAGUGAAAUAUAUGUUAUAUGCAAAUCAGCCAUGACAGGAUGAUUUUGUUUUGGGAUUUUUUUUUUUUUUUUAAUGAUGACGUGCCAUUUUUUUCACUAAUAUUGUACCUUCUAAGGGCUUACAUGUCAGAUACAUUUUUAUAUGUACAUGUAUAUACAGUAUCCUUGCCUUACAUUUUAUUUAUCUUCAGGGGGUUUAGCAGAUAGCGUUCGGUUGAAAAUCAGUGUCUUCCUAAAACCUUGUUUUGUGGCCAAACUCUGUGACCUCGUGGUUAUUGACGCUCUCGACAGCAGAGAUGAUCUGCCACUUUCACUGUGUGGGUUCCUUUUUGUUUUCACAUACCAACUGUUUGAAAACUGCAUGUAUUUCUGCACUGAACAAAGACAAAGGCAUUGGCUGUAUGACAGUACAUCAGCAGACAACAGACAAAAGCCCUGUAUUGUGCCUACUCUUGUUUGUUUGCACAAAUUAAUUAAUAUCGGACAAGUUUCUCUCUACAAAUGCAGUAUGUGCGUGUUCUUUUUUUGUUUUUUUCUCGCUGUUCCUCUUGCUGUUCUAUGAAACAAUGAUCUGUUUUGCCCAGUACCAAAUCAAGCUGUUCCAAGUGUAUUUUACUGGCACACUGACCUCAGCAUCUUUCAUUUCUGUCUUAAUUUACUGUUUCUCCAGUACACACUUUAACUGUGGCUUUGGAUUGUUGCCUUAAAUUUUGAUAUUUUCAAAGAGGUCAAGUGGUUUUUCAUUAUCUUCUCCUGUCUUAAAAGAUCUGAAUUAAACCUUGGAAAUAA